Abrus precatorius (Indian licorice) is the source of this 2120-nucleotide messenger RNA. RefSeq names its product probable pectinesterase/pectinesterase inhibitor 51. NCBI's taxonomy places the organism in Eukaryota, Viridiplantae, Streptophyta, Magnoliopsida, Fabales, Fabaceae. The transcript is spliced from 2 exons. Gene Ontology annotation, biological process: cell wall modification. Gene Ontology annotation, molecular function: pectinesterase inhibitor activity; pectinesterase activity. The record is from RefSeq and is a predicted model, not a curated record. Bases 28 to 1683 code for a protein of 551 amino acids.
AAUUCCUAAAAUUAAUCUCAACCCACCAUGACCCGUCUCAGAAAACCCACUAAACCCAUCACCAUCUUCCAUCUCUCUAUCUCCAAAUUCAUCCUCAUCUUUCUCUUCCUCUCAAUGGCAUUCUUUUUCCUCUUCAUUCUCUUCUUCUUCUUCCCUAGCCACUCUCACUCCUCCUCCGUACAAAUCCAACAAGCCUGCAAGGCUACACGCUUCCCUCAACAAUGCCACACCUCCCUCAACAACCUCCCACCCCACCCCACCCCGCUCCAAACAAUCCAAUCCGCCAUUGAAAUUUCCUCCUCCAACCUCAACACCGCGCGAUCUAAGCUCAACUCCAUCGUAGACGCCUCCGCACCCAAUCACACCCGCACCACCGUCGCCAACACCUGCCUCCGGGUCCUCCGAUACUCCCACCACCGCACCUCCCUCGCCGCCCACGCGCUCCCUCGUGGAAUGACCAAAGACGCUCGCGCCUGGAUGAGCGCCGCCUUGGCCUACCAGUACAAUUGCUGGUCUGGUCUCAAAUACAUCAACGACACCGCAUUGGUAGCCGAAACGAUGUCGUUUCUCGAAACCCUCACAGCACUCUCCAGCAACGCCCUCAGCAUGAUGGUUUCCUACGACCUCUUCGGAAACGACACCGCUUCGUGGAGGCCGCCCCUAACGGAGCGUGACGGCUUCUGGGAACCGUCAGGGUCGGACCUAGUCGGGUCGGGACCCGCUUUACCCUCGACAUUGACACCGGACGUUACGGUGUGUAAGGACGGGGGAUGUUAUAAGACGGUGCAGGAAGCCGUUAACGCGGCGCCUGAUAACGGGGAACGGAGGUUUGUGAUACACAUAAAGGAAGGUGUUUAUGAGGAGAGGGUUAGGGUUCCGUUACGGAAGAGGAAUGUGGUGUUCUUGGGCGAUGGCAUGGGGAAGACCGUGAUUACGGGAUCUGCUAACGUUGGUUUGCAGCCCGGCAUGACAACCUACGACUCAGCCACCGUAGGGGUUGCUGGGGAUGGAUUCAUGGCGAAGGAUCUCACAAUCCAGAACACGGCUGGUCCUAAUGCUCACCAAGCUGUGGCCUUCAGAUCAGACAGUGAUCUUUCUAUCAUUGAGAACUGUGAAUUCAUAGGCAAUCAAGAUACUCUUUAUACCCAUUCCCUGCGCCAAUUCUAUAAAUCUUGCCGUAUCCUUGGUAACGUGGACUUCAUCUUUGGGAACUCAGCUUCGAUCUUCCAAGACUGCAAAAUCCUUGUCCGGCCCCGGCAAGUCAGGCCAAAGAAGGGGGAGAACAAUGCCAUUACUGCCCAAGGCAGGACAGACCCUGCUCAGUCGACGGGCUUUGUUUUCCAGAACUGCUUGGUUAAUGGUACUGAGGAAUAUAUGGCGUUGUAUUAUAGCAAGCCUAAAGUUCACAAGAACUAUCUGGGUAGGCCAUGGAAGGAGUAUUCUAGAACAGUUUUCAUUCAUUCAUUAUUGGAAGCCCUUAUCACACCAGAGGGUUGGAUGCCAUGGAGUGGAGAUUUUGCGUUGCAAACACUUUACUAUGGCGAAUUUGAGAACUCCGGACCUGGUUCUAAUUUAGCUCAGAGGGUGCCCUGGAGCGACAAGGUCCCUGCCCAGCAUGUGUUAUCGUAUUCCGUGCAGGGUUUCGUUCAAGGAGAUGAUUGGAAUCGUGUUUCCAGUUAUUAGGUCAUAUAAGGAGUGUUCUCUAUAGCCAUGAAUAGGAGGCAUCAAUUAAUGGGGAAUUUUUCCACGUCCACUCUGAACUGCCAGUACAAUGAAGUUGUCAAAAGCGACAGGGAGAUAUUCAAAUGCUAUGUCAGUUGUCCUGGCAGAUCCUGAGGGUUGAUCCUACUAGUUUAUUUUUUUUGGGUUGGUCCUCCACAGAAAAGUUUUAUAUAUUCUUUCUGCCUGAUGGCACUGUUAUAGAAUCUUGAUCUGAUCCAAGUGAAAAUAGUAGAUUCCGCAAAUCUCGGCUUUCGAUGUAAGUAGGCAAAGAAUAUGGAAGGAAAAACCAAUAUAGGUAGAACAGAAUGGCUAUUAUAUGUUACACUAAGAAAAUAUUUGGUCAAGAACGGUGUCCUUCUCAUUCAGAUUGCUCAUAUAAAUACAGUAAUAUUACAAGC